Messenger RNA from Knipowitschia caucasica, 492 nucleotides. NCBI's taxonomy places the organism in Eukaryota, Metazoa, Chordata, Actinopteri, Gobiiformes, Gobiidae. The record is from the annotation of a GenBank genome assembly.
AUGGAGGCGUCACAAGAGGCGCUACAGGAGUCCCUACAGGAGUCCCUACAGGAGUCCCUACAGGAGUCCCUACAGGAGUCCUUACAGGAGUCCCUACAGGAGUCCCUACAGGAGUCCCUACAGAAGUCCCUACAGGAGUCCCUACAGGAGUCCCUACAGGAGUCCCUACAGGAGUCCCUACAGGAGUCCUUACAGGAGUCCCUACAGGAGUCCUUACAGGAGUCCCUACAGGAGUCCCUACAGGAGUCCCUACAGGAGUCCCUACAGGAGUCCUUACAGGAGUCCCUACAGGAGUCCUUACAGGAGUCCCUACAGGAGUCCCUACAGGAGUCCCUACAGGAGUCCUUACAGGAGUCCCUACAGGAGUCCUUACAGGAGUCCCUACAGGAGUCCCUACAGGAGUCCUUACAGGAGUCCCUACAGGAGUCCCUACAGGAGUCCCUACAGGAGUCCCGGCCUCCGUUGUGGGCAACUUCUACAGAGGGACUGUAG